This is a messenger RNA of Telopea speciosissima, 2677 nucleotides long. Its product is annotated as serine/threonine-protein kinase BSK3-like. The transcript is spliced from 11 exons. The coding region runs from base 610 to 2085 and encodes 491 amino acids. Gene Ontology annotation, molecular function: protein kinase activity; ATP binding; protein binding. Lineage: Eukaryota; Viridiplantae; Streptophyta; Magnoliopsida; Proteales; Proteaceae. The record is from RefSeq and is a predicted model, not a curated record. Gene Ontology annotation, biological process: protein phosphorylation; brassinosteroid mediated signaling pathway.
AGAGAAAGUAGUAGCGAGUGAGGGACUGUAUCAUGAGAUCUGAUAUCUUUCUCUCAAGCCUUUUUUUUUUUUUUUUUUUCUUUUCUGAAUAUUCCUUUUUGCAGUGAUCUUGAUUUGGUUCAGUUCAAUUAAAUCAGAUUUUUAGUCUCUCAAGAAACGUUGUCCAUUCGAGAUUCGUUUUAUUAUUCUAGUAUUAGUAUAUUUUUUUUAUUUGAUCGAAUCAAGGAAGUUAGACUUGGACUUAUGAAGACUUGAAGCUUCGAUCUGGUUGGUAGAUUCUCUUACUAUCGGUCUCCUGGUUUUUUUAUGCUCGUGCUGACGAAGAUGGCAAGUUCAUAUCGGAGAAUUUCAUACGUUUGAAUCGAAAACGUGGUGUUUUCACUGUGGAUUGGAUCAGAAAGAGGGGGUUCUGAUUAGUUCAAAGCUUAAGUCUCUCGAUUGCUGUUCUUAUUUGAAGAUUGGAUGGCAUGUUUGAUGCGAAAAGGAGGAGUUUUGAAUCUGGAAAGCUCAUCUUUUGACUGAACGUUUACUUACGGCUAAAGCAGUUCAUGCGAUUUCGGCGUCAGUGAGUUGAGUGAAAGGGGAAACGCUUUAGGUUCUCAUAUUAAGAUGGGUUGUCAGUGCUCAAAGUACACACCAUGUUGUUGGGGUUCACAAUCUAAAGGAUCGGUUCUGGAGGCUCCUGAUAUUGCAGAGAAUGAGGAGAAAAGUGAGGCUGAUGACUUGCCUGCAUUCCGUGAGUACACUUUUGAGCAGCUUAGGAUUGCUACAUCUGGGUUUGCUGGAGAGAACAUUGUGUCUGAACAUGGGGAAAAAGCACCAAAUGUUGUCUACAAAGGGAAGCUGGAGAACCAAAGGCGUAUCGCUGUUAAGCGAUUUAAUAGGAUGGCUUGGCCUGAUGCGCGGCAGUUCUUGGAGGAUGCAAGAUCCGUUGGUCAGCUUCGCAAUCACAGAUUGGUGAAUCUACUUGGUUGUUGCUGUGAAGCUGACGAGAGAUUGCUUGUGGCAGAAUAUAUGCCCAAUGAUACGCUUGCAAAACACCUAUUUCAUUGGGAAAAUCAGCCUAUGAAAUGGGCAAUGCGAUUAAGAGUGGCUUUACAUCUUGCACAGGCUCUGGAAUACUGUACCGGCAAAGGACGCCCCCUUUAUCAUGAUCUUAAUGCUUACAGAAUAUUAUUUGAUGAUGAUGGUAAUCCCAGGCUUUCAUCCUAUGGCCUGAUGAAGAAUAGUAGGGAUGGAAAAAGUUAUAGCACAAACUUGGCAUUUACUCCUCCAGAAUAUUUGAGAACCGGAAGAGUGACACCAGAAAGUGUAAUAUACAGUUUCGGCACCCUUUUGCUGGACCUUCUCAGUGGAAAACAUAUUCCUCCCAGUCGUGCUCUUGACCUGAUACGUGACAGGAACAUUCAGAUGCUGACAGAUUCUUGCUUGGAAGGACAAUUUUCAAAUGAUGAUGGAACCGAGCUAGUACGCUUAGCAUCUCGGUGUUUACAAUAUGAGCCUCGGGAACGGCCAAAUCCGAAGUCAUUGGUGGCUGCUUUGACUCCUCUUCAGAAGGAAACUGAGGUUCCUUCUCAUGUGUUGAUGGGUAUAGCACAUAGUGGUGAAAUGAUGCCUCUGUUCCCCCUUGGUGAAGCUUGCUCACGAAUGGACCUGACUGCCAUACACGAGAUAUUAGAUAAGAUUGGCUACAAAGAAGAUGAAGGAACAGCAAAUGAGCUGUCAUUCCAAAUGUGGACCAACCAAAUGCAGGAGACAUUGAACUCAAAGAAAAAGGGUGAUGUUGCUUUCCGAUACAAAGACUUUAGGGCUGCAAUUGAAUGCUAUACUCAGUUCAUUGAUGUUGGAACCAUGGUUUCUCCCACAGUCUAUGCACGCCGUAGCCUGUCUUAUCUCAUUAGUGACAUGCCCCAGGAAGCUCUGAAUGAUGCGGUGCAAGCCCAAGUUAUUUUCGCUGCUUGGCAUAUUGCAUCCUAUCUGCAAGCUGCUGCUCUCCGUGCACUAGGAAUGGAACAUGAAGCUCAAGUAACACUCAAAGAGGCUACAGCCCUUGAAGCGAAAAGGAAUGCGGCUGCUGGACAUUAGGUUUCAAGUGACUGGUGGAUGCAUGGAGCUCUCAAUGACUUCUUAUAUAGCUGCCUUUUCUUGGAGUGAUUGUAACGCCUUCUGGGCAGAAUGAUUGGGGCCUUGUUGGAUUGCAAAAAUUCAAUGGUACAGUGCUUUGAAUCACAAGGUAACCUCGUAAUUUUUUCAUGCCACCUCCGCCAUGGGGCAGUUUCUGUUGGUUCUUCAAGGCAUUCUUGGCAAAUCUUUUGGAUGGGUGGUAGGUUCUGGUCAUUCAUAGUAGUCCUGAGUGGGGCUUUCCAUUUUUCUUUUUUACCUAUUGACCAGAUCAUUCCCCUCGAACAGUGUAUCAGUUCUUUUUUCUCAGGUCAGAUGCUCUUGCAACAACUUGCAUGUUUAUGGUCUUGCCUGCCAAAUUUUACAAAACACAGGCAACAGGGGAAUGGAAUACUGUUCAAAACUUGUAAUUUGUGUACAGAAACUGGUUCUGGUUUGCUUUGGUGGUGUUAAAUUGGUUGCUAUUGUAUUUUUUUGUUUCGGGUCGUUCCUUUUUGACAUUGAACUGACAUGGUUUUUAUGAUUAUGUUAAUAAAGUUUAUGGCCAUGGAAAGAA